GGGGUCGUGUUGCAGCACCUCUACACUGCGCAUACAGUUUGCAUUGGUCAGGACGCGAAACAAGUGAGAACGAAAGGUCUGCAGAAAGGCCCCUGCCAGGCAAUUGUCUCGCUAUUGCACCGGUGUGUCGAAGAAGGUCGCAAGGAGACUCAAUAUGAAACGCGAAUGGUUGGGUAGCUCCAGACAGGCGAGGUAUGUCUCAAAUCCCCAGAGCGCCACCGGUGUGAAAGAGUGACUGGAUUUUUCUAGCGAAUGUGGGCAGCGCGCAAGGCGGCGGAUGUUCAAUUGUACGGUGUGUUCAGAAGCACUCGGAGGAGGCAAUGGAAGCGCGAAAGGAGCGCAAGGUAGAGCAGCGUGUGCACCACGGUGGACAAGGGGGUCCACGCGCGGCGCCCCCUCGGCCGUUGGCAAGGAGUACCUAGCUGAGACGCUACGAACGGAAUUGGAACAGCAUGGCGCGUUCGAAUUGCCCGUUAUCAAUCCUUCCAAACUCUGGAACAACAUCAUGGCUAUCACGUACGUUACAGGCCGCCGAAGCCUUCGAGAGCAAAGUCGCAGACACGACGUAGAUGGUGCCUAUUGCCGCAAUCAAAUUCUCGCUCACGCCCCCUGUCGAGUCGCGGAACAGAGCUCCGAGGCUUCGGUACCCAUCACGCAACGAACUACAUCGGCGCAGGUUGCGUUGUCAGCUCAAGCACUUGUCAGAGUGGAAGAGUCCCGGCAACAGCGUCUUAGACGAAUGCUCUUGUCAAGUACUUUGUAAACCAAGAUCAUUGAAGGU
Messenger RNA from Baudoinia panamericana UAMH 10762, 781 nucleotides. RefSeq lists its product as uncharacterized. Lineage: Eukaryota; Fungi; Ascomycota; Dothideomycetes; Mycosphaerellales; Teratosphaeriaceae. The record is from RefSeq and is a predicted model, not a curated record. Bases 278 to 763 code for a protein of 161 amino acids. The transcript has a single exon.